AGUAAAAGCAGAAAGCCAAAUAGAAGUCAGGCUGCAGAAGAUCUCAGUUGUUUGUCAAAAUCAAAAGCGGAAAUACGUGACGAUCCUCAGCAGACAUUGGAGAAGUAAAAGAUGAAGCAUCAAAAGUUCUAGAAGAUUCCAAGGCUUCAGAACGUCAAGUUAACUUACCAGAAAUAGAAUCUACUGAUACUCCCUCGAAUGACCAAGAUAGCAUGAAACUAGAAGAAGACGUGUCCUGCAAGACACGAGAAACUAUUGAAGAACAGGGUGCACUCACUUCUCAGUUAGCAGACAGAGAGAUAUUGGAAGAAAAGGAUGACAAACCGAUAUCGGAAUUACAAACUUUUUCAGAAGAUAUUAUCAACGAGGAAGCUAAGCUUACUCAAUUGACAUCAGACACAGAUGUUUUCCAGAUUGAAAGGUCAAGUACUCGGUUGAAGAUACAAAAGAUGCGAAGUUUACAGCUGGGUGUAACGGAUGAAACAAUCACUGAAAUUAAAAAAUCAAAUGAAGAGAGUGAAAUUGUUGCUUCUGAAUUCAAAAAGUUGGAGGAUACGGUGACAGAAACACUAGACGAGCCGCAUACAGAUGACUCAGGAAAAACCACUUAUGAUUCAAUAUUAAGUUCUGAAAUUGUAACUGAAGCGGCUAAAAUAGUUCCAGAAGCUUCCCCCGAGAUGCUACUAGCAAAACCUGAAGAUCCGGAGGUUCUACCAUCAGUAGAGAAAGAUGUCACAGAUGUUCGAAAGCAUGAGAAGGAUCUUGGUCAUGAAACCGAAGUUAAAAUUGCUGAUGUUGUGAGCAAUGUAGAAUGCUCAGAAAUUGAAACACGGCAUUUCGACACAAACCAAGUGAAUUAAAAAGAUCAGAAAAAAGAAGCCGAUGAAAGCAUAUAUAAAGGAUGUGAUUCCAGUUGAAGAUGUAUGCGCUUUUCUUGCACAUUAUGCAUUCAUGCUGCAUGUUCAGUUCCACUUUUUGUUUAGAUUGUUAUGAAAUCAUUCCGUUCUCUUCAAACAGGUGAAAACUUCAACAAGGGAACUUGAAGAAGAUGAAAAAACGGGUUCAUGCUCUGAUGCACCGGUUAUGGUAGAAGCAUGGAAGUCAAGGCUCAUAAGAAAUCUCAUAAUAUAUUAUCAGGUGUUGGUUCAAAGGUUAAACAUUCAAUCGCCAAGGUGAAGAAAGCAAUAACUGGUAAGUCUUCUCCUACAAAAUCAACAUCACCAAAAGCGAAAAAUCAAGUGACCGGUUAGCAAGUUAGAUCAUGGUGCAAGUCUCCCAAGGAAUAAAAAUGGUUCAACAGGAAUCAGAAACUUGAGGAGAAAUGCGAGCAAAAGCUCGAUGAUGCGGUAUUAUUUUGCAUAUAUGCAUUGUGUGCUUGAGUGAAAUGUAAAACAUCUAUUUAUUAUUAUGUUAAACAAGUUUCCUUUAUGAGUUUAUGUAAUGAACCAGUUUGAACAACGAAACCAUCUCAAUAAGAA
Molecule: messenger RNA, 1478 nt
Organism: Helianthus annuus (common sunflower)
Lineage: Eukaryota; Viridiplantae; Streptophyta; Magnoliopsida; Asterales; Asteraceae
Exons: 2
Coding region: 213-860 (215 amino acids)
Source: RefSeq, a predicted model, not a curated record